CUUUAUCUUCUCAAAAGUGACCAAGUUCAUUUGUGAUAUUGAAAAAUGAAAUUGGACAAUUGUUUUUACACAUAAGUUUACAAGGACAAGUUGAGGAGUAACAGCUUUGGCGUCUAAUCAAUCUUGAGUGAGUCAGGGAGUUAGAUCCUUCACCAGAUCAUCAAAUUUACAAUAAGCUAAAAGUCGGUGACCGUUCAAGCACUUCAGAAGCAUCACACUAGUCGAAAACAAUGUCUUCUUUCUUGGGAAAAUGGAAACUUAGCGAGUCACACAACUUCGAUGCUGUCAUGUCAAAGCUAGGUGUCUCAUGGGCAACUCGACAGAUUGGGAACACAGUGACACCGACUGUAACCUUCACAAUGGAUGGGGAUAAAAUGACCAUGUUAACAGAAUCAACUUUCAAAAAUCUUUCUUGUACGUUCAAGUUCGGCGAGGAAUUCGAAGAAAAAACAAGUGAUGGCAGAAACGUCAAGUCAGUUGUUGAAAAAAAUUCCGAGUCGAAGUUAACACAAACUCAAGUAGAUCCCAAAAACACAACUGUAAUCGUUCGUGAAGUCGAUGGUGAUACUAUGAAAACGACUGUGACUGUUGGUGACGUUACUGCCAUUCGCAAUUAUAAACGACUACCCUAACGCCUUCAAAUGAACACUGAUAUUUGCUUGGGGUGUUUUUUGUAACUGCUUGUAUUUCUACUAUUUUUGUUACAUUGAUGAUAAUCACCGGUGGAUAAAUUUUGCUACGCAUGUAUCAUCCUAUAUUAAUCAAUCAUUCCCGCAUUUCAAUAAACACUGCUUAUUGUUGUA
This is a messenger RNA of Schistosoma guineensis, 803 nucleotides long. NCBI's taxonomy places the organism in Eukaryota, Metazoa, Platyhelminthes, Trematoda, Strigeidida, Schistosomatidae. The record is from the annotation of a GenBank genome assembly.